AAUAACUUCAACCAGCCACUCGUUCGAUGCGAUGCCGACUUUAACCGGUCAAUAUAACCAACCCUCUAUAAAAAGAUAAAAUAAAUAAAUGCCUAGAUUCACUCUUUUACGGCUUAUAAAAUCUUUCCUUCUGUUCUGGAUCGCCCUGGUUGGCCUCUGGAUCUUUCUUCCGUCGCUAUCGCCAGCCCCAACCAACUUGCGCGAUCACUAUAUUCAAAAUAUUCUCACUGCAGGCCAAACUCUCCACACUGUGCACAAGUGGCAUCCUUCAUAUGCCAGUCCAGGCGCGAGUGGCCGUGUUCCGCACCCAUCCGAUGACUGCUCAGGCUUAAUCAUCGAUUGGCGCUUGGUAUCUGAUGUGCAACACGACUCGGUCUCGCUGGACAUUGGCGAACAUGUGCAUCUGAAUCUGACCGAUGCAAUUCUGAAAUCCACGCAAAAGAACGAUGACGAUGAUGCGGACCUCUUCACCCGCAACAAUGAAUUAUAUGUCAGCGAAGUCCUCAACGCCCACAUCAACGCCGGCGAUGAGAACCAUGUAAUCAACAUGCCCUGGUUCCGAUGGGCCGAUAUGGCACUAUUCCAUCACCAGAUGCACGGCUUCACAUACGCCAUCCAAAUCCGCGUCGUUGCGCGCGACGGCAAACGCGUCGAGAUCUGGAAAGCGUCGACCCUCGACAACGGCGACGACGUCAACCUGAUCGACCCGCGCCCAUCGGACCGCGAGUUUGGCGUCAUCGCGUCAUUCUCGGACCUGCAAGUCACGCAGUCUGCACGGUCGGGGAUUUCGGGGAUUGUGGUGUCGGAUGUCAAGGGCGAGUUGCCGUCAAAGACGUAUCCGACGCGGUCGUUUCUGCUCGUUUACCUUGCGCCAGUGCUGAGUGUUUGUUUGAUGCUUGUGCUUUAUGUUAUUAUGCCGUCUUUGACGACCGUGGUGUUGCCGUUGGUCGCCGUGUAUGUGGUUGUCGUUGCCAUUUGCUGGUGUUGCUCUGGGCGCAAGGAUUUUGUGGAGUGGCGUGCGAACUUCUGGAUGACUCGCUGUUUCUUUGCGAGUAGUCGACGCCGGAAAAGAAGCCCUGGCGCUGUUGUUAUCUGGGGUCCUUCUGGUCCUGUAUAUGAGGAGAGAAGCGAGACAGAUAGUUUAAUUGGCUCUAAGCGCGGGUAGGCUAUAUAAAAUGCUAUGAUUCAUACAUAUAUUUUUUUAUGUCCGUACCUCGCCUACCUAUGCAGGAUUUAGCAUUGAAGAACCCGGCAUGCCGAACGGCAUACGCUGUUCAUCCCCUGACUUGGUGUAAUCUUCGCUGCUCAAGUGUAUAUACUCGUGUAUAUCAAUACUCCGUAGGGUCAAGCGUAUAUACUCUGUAGGAUGGUAUCCCGUCAUACGACUCAGGUUUGGUUGAAAUUAGACUAGGACAUCGUACUGCCUACACCGCUUCGUUUGUAGAAGGAACCUUCCUCAAAGGUCAGAUAGUUAGUUCUCUGGUUUAGUCAAUCUCUUGAUUCCGGAACAAUCAGUCAUCGUACACCCCCGAUGGCCGUUGCUCAGCCGAUGAUCUAGUCGUCUCCUAGAUUACAUAUGUAAUACAGAACAUUGCACCGAGUAUCAAUAUCAAUCAUAAGCGAGAGAUGCUCUUUAUUCGGCACCCUUGCUUCU
Talaromyces proteolyticus is the source of this 1654-nucleotide messenger RNA. RefSeq lists its product as uncharacterized. The coding region runs from base 89 to 1165 and encodes 358 amino acids. The record is from RefSeq and is a predicted model, not a curated record. NCBI's taxonomy places the organism in Eukaryota, Fungi, Ascomycota, Eurotiomycetes, Eurotiales, Trichocomaceae. The transcript has a single exon.